Messenger RNA from Eriocheir sinensis (Chinese mitten crab), 1803 nucleotides. RefSeq names its product myb-related transcription factor, partner of profilin-like. Bases 280 to 1140 code for a protein of 286 amino acids. The record is from RefSeq and is a predicted model, not a curated record. Gene Ontology annotation, cellular component: nucleus. Lineage: Eukaryota; Metazoa; Arthropoda; Malacostraca; Decapoda; Varunidae. The transcript is spliced from 3 exons.
CCAAUAGGAACGCUUGAUACAUAUGUAAUCUAGAGACAGUAGCCAAUCACAGGAACGUAAACAGUUACACGUGGGCCAGUGAAGAAAACAAUAACAAAUCAUAAGGUAUGAACACAUCAAGAACAUCUCAUAUGAAAUGGAAAACAAGAAAAAAGAAAAUAACUGGGACAUCAUCAGCAAUCAGGAGUUGCCGUUCCAAAGGCUACAACUACGCAUUUACAUCAACGUCGCGUCCUCUAUCCACGCCGCAGCCGCAGGAGCCACGCUGAAGAAGACACCAUGGCAGCCCCUUCAGCCAAGAAACGCCGCCCUAACUUUUCCAACGAAGAACUUCUAGUCCUUAUUAGGGAGGUGACAGACAGAAAAACAAUGUUGCUGGGUAAGCUGGACUCAACACGUGUCACGAGGGAGGGGAAGAACAUGGCGUGGCUGGCUGUGCUGGAGGCUGUCAACGCUGUUGGCGUCACCAGAAGAACUGAGGACGAGGUGAAGAAGAAGUUUCGUGAUUUCCGCUCAUUCGUAAAGAAGAAGGUUGCUGAUGCAAGACAGGAAAUGCUGAGAACAGGAGGAGGACCAACCGCAGACACCAAAUUGAGCGCUGCUGAGGAAGCAAUGGCUGCAUUAAUCAGCGAGGUUGCCAUUGCUGGACAUGCUGAUGUCCCUGACUCUGAAGAAGUUCCAGGAGGCUCAAUGUUUUCUGAAGUUCAAGAGGAUUAUGUAAUCAUGGAGCAUGAUUACUUCCUGCCUCAAAUGUCCCCAGAAAGGCUGCUGGGUAUUACAGCACCCAGCAGCCCAGACCCUUCCACUUUUGAGCCUACUUCAGGAACGCAAACAGAUGCUACAGCACCAAGCCACCCAGAGCCUUCCAGUUCUAGGCUCACUUUGGAAAGACUGACCGGUGCUGCAGCACCUAGCAGCCCAGGCCCUUCCACUACCAGGCCCAGGGUGGAUCCACAUGGGAGGUUUCCCAAAAGAAAGACAGACCCUUUGGCACCAGAAAUGCUGCAAGUUCAAGGAGAAAUAAAGGUUGGUGUUGAAAAGUGUGCUAAUUCACUUGAAAAAAUAUCAGUUUCAAUGAAUUCCAUGGCUCAAAGUUUUCAGGACUUUGUUGAGUUCUACAGGGCACGGAAUUCAAUGUAAAUAAUUUUCUUAUGGUAAAGGUCUUUGUUUUGGUUGUAAGGAGAACAAUUUAAUUAGGUUGUAUUCCCUUUAACAGUGCCUUAAUCCACAGUUCCUAGCUCAGUAAGAACGCUGCUGAUUUGGUCUUGGCUGAUGUGGUGUCUGCUGUCUUUGUCACCCAACACAACAAAAUUUCAUAGAUUCAAGAAAUAUUCAUAAUCAUUUACUUGGCUUCUCUUACACAAGAUAGGUAGAUUUAUUUCAACAUUUUAGGAUGAAUCUGUGAUUUUACAAUUAUAUAGUGGUUUGCAAAACUUGUUUGGGUAAAAAUAAAGUAAUUAUGAUAAGUAUAUGCCACUCUAUAAAGGUAUGUGAUUGCUUGCACAAGACACCACUUACUUGCAUCAUGAAAGACUGAUCUUGAGGGAGAAAGAUUUCAGACAGACUUAUGUGAUGACUACGUAACAUAACUGCAUUAGUUAUGUGUCAGCAGCAGUCUCAUGGCUGGGCACCAGUCGGUUAUGUCUUUUAAUAAUUAUCAGUGAACUGCCACAUCUUGCACCACAACUGUGCCAGAUCACUAAUCACUAUUAGAAAACAGAGUCGACUGGUGCCCGGCCAUGAGGCUGCUGCUGACAGGUAACCAAUGCAGUUAUGUCAUGUAGCCACCAUAUAAGUGUCUAA